Messenger RNA from Anopheles nili, 7303 nucleotides. Its product is annotated as serine-rich adhesin for platelets-like. NCBI's taxonomy places the organism in Eukaryota, Metazoa, Arthropoda, Insecta, Diptera, Culicidae. The transcript is spliced from 14 exons. Gene Ontology annotation, cellular component: nucleus. The record is from RefSeq and is a predicted model, not a curated record. Bases 1 to 7245 code for a protein of 2414 amino acids. Gene Ontology annotation, biological process: regulation of transcription by RNA polymerase II.
AUGGAUUCAAUGAGUCGCAACGAGGCACACAGCAGCAGCCACCACCAGAGCAAGGUGGUCUUAAUGAAUCAAGCAACUGAUAGCAAUAACGAAGGAGCUAAUAAUCCAACUAGUAGUGGUAGCGGCAGCGGUAAUAGCAGCAGCAGCAGCAGCAGCAGCGGCGCCAACAGCCACAGCAACAGCACUCGGGGCAGCAGCAGCAGCAGCAGCACUAGUAGCAACAACGGCAGUAGAAACAACAUUAUUAGUAUUAGCGGUAGUAAGAGCAAUAGCAGAAGCGACUGCACUCCUUGUGGCAGUGAUUCAUUUAGCGGUAAAACUAAUCACCCACUGCAUAGUAUCCAUCAGCAUCCUCUCCAGCAGCACCCAUUGCCAACGACGCUCGAAGCAUCACCGGCCAAUUCCGAACGGGGCAGCUACGGUUCGAUAGCAGGUGGAGGUGGUGGGGUGGUGCCGCCUGUCGGUUCCGCACCGGCAACGACGCCCUCAACGGCGGACAUAAAGGAUUCUAAUUUUGACGACGACAACGAGUGGGACGUGGGCAUCGGUGAUUUAAUCAUUGAUUUGGACGCUGACAUUGAGAAAACUGGUGCAAAUCAGCAACAGCCUCAGCAACAGCAACAGCAGUCGCAACAACAACAGCAGCAGCGACAGCAGCAAGCUGCUAGUUGUUUAGCUUCUGGUGGUGGUGGCGUGCUUCAGUUUCUAGCAACCGGAACUAGCGAUAGUGGUGAUCAAACAUCCGCCAUUUCAACGCCGGUGGUUCCGCACAGCAAUCAAGCUCGCAGUGUGGGCACUUCUGCAAAAAGCGCUAAAGUCUCUCCUCCCGCAUCGAGCGAUCUUCCUCAAGCGAGAGACAAAUCAACAGGAGGACCAGCGGCAGCUGCCGGUAGUAGCUCAAAAGGGCACUACCAUCAUCACCAUCACCACCAUCACCAUCAUCAUCAUCACCAUCAUCGUCACAAGCAGCAGCAGCAGCAGCAACAGGCUGGUAGCGGUGGUAAUAGCAACACUGGUACAAGCUCUGGCGAAAAGGGUGGCGAAGUGCAACCAUCAAGGACUCGCACAUCAAGCAGUAGCUCUGGGUUCGGAUUAGCGACGACAGGAUAUUCGACAGGUACUACGAGCGCAAUAGCUGGACAGGGAACGAGACCUAAUACGGGUAGCGAUCACGUCGACAGUGGCGGUUCUGGAUCACGUGAAGAGCCUCACAAUAUUGCCAGUAGCGGCAGUACGCACGGUGGCAGCCGUAGCAAGUCGAGCGGAACCGGAAGCACGGCCGGGCUCUCAGGGAGUGGAAACAGCAACAGCAACAGCAGUACCGGCAGUACCAGCAGUAGCAGUAGUACCACCACCAUGUCUUCGACUACCAGCAGCUCUGGUGGUAAGUCGGCGACCAAACUGUCCGUUGACCACCAAGCAACGCUCGAUAAGGGGCUGAAGAUGAAAAUUAAGCGCACUAAACCGGGCACGAAAACUUCCGAAGCAAAGCAUGAGAUAGUCAAGUCGGACCAAAACGGUACCACACCAACGACGGCCACAUUAAGCGCCGGUGGUGGAAAUAGCGGUGCAGCAGGCAUGGGAUCGGUCACGGCCCUUACAAGCACGACCGGUGUGACGGGAAUGACCACUGCGUCAUUGGCGGGAAGCGGUCCUGGAUCGAUGGUGGCCGGUGUUGCCGGAGCUGUUGGGGGUGGCGUAACAAACGCCGUAAAUGCCGGUAGCGGCAGUUCCUCGGGGGCACAUCUUACGACUGAUUCCGAUAGUACGGGUAUGGCUGGAGCCGGUUCGAUUGGUGGUGUGGGUGGAACAAUUGGUGGUGGCGUGGUUGGAGGCGUUUUGAGCUCUGUGGGCAAUUCUUCGUCAGGUGGGAUGGGUGGAGGAGGCUCAAGUAUGUCGGGAAGCACAGGUGUAAACCGUGCUAGCACAGCCGCCAAUAGCAAUACUCCAAAUGGAAGCGGUAGUGGCAAUGCUGCGGGUAUGAAUAGCAACAGUGGAACCGGUGGCAACGAUGGUGGCAGCGGGAAUAGCACCAACCUGACCAACAGUGGAUCAGUUCAGGUUGGUGGCAGCACUGGUGGCAAAAAGCAUUCAUCACAAUCGGCGAAUAGCGGUGCCAAUAGUAAUAGUAGCAGCGGUGGUAAUGCCAGCGCUCAGCAACAAAUCCUAACAUCGCAGCAGCAACAGCAACAACAAUCGCAACAGCACCAGCAUCAACAGCAACCUAACCAGAGCUCGAAUAAACGUGGCAGCAGCAGUCACCGAAGAGACAAGGGAAAGGACAAAACCACACACCAUAAUCAGCGUGAUAAGAAUGAGCAGAUGCAGCAACAGCAUCCUGGCGGAGCGGGCGGAACGGUUGGUGGUGGUGGGCCAGCGGAUAUUAGCGCUGGUUUAGGAGGGCUGGGAAGCAAUCGCUCCUCGAAUGGCAGCUGCAGUUGUGUUGUCAAUCACGAUUUGCAGGUCAAUGGUUUACACCAGCAGCAGCAACCAUGUUCGAGUUUAUCCUGCAUCUAUGCCAAGGCCGGUAGUAAUGGGGGAGAUCAUGGGAGUGGUAGCAGCGCUGGUGGAGGGAGUAUAGCGCUUGGAUCAUCACAUCGACUCGGAGCAGGAGGAAUUCUGCAAGGAAGCCUAAGUCUUGGUGCGGGAUCGACUACCGGCAUCGGAAGCAAUAACAACACCCCAAACGCUCCAGGUCCACCAGUGUUGGGGAAGGAUAUUAAUAAGCUAUUGAACACAAACGUUCCUGGUGUGGGCGCACAUGCCUCGGUGGGAGCUAAUACCAGUACAAGCAACAGCAUGGGCAACGUGGGUGCCGGCGGUAUCGGUAAUAUCAACAGCAUGCAUCCCGGCGGUGCCAGCGGUGCAUUAAAGGCUCAACUUCAGACAUCUUCCAUUGUCACAAAUGCGGGUGAAAUGACCAACUCCAGUUCAUCCAAUAUAAUGGGCGUUGGUAUGUUCUCCAGUGGAGCUGUAUGCUUGCCGAAUCUUUCGUCUGCUCUAUGCGCUCAUGACGACAAAAGUGGCUCAAGCCCACCACCCGCCAAGCGCCACAAAACCGAACGAAAGGAAAUGGUGGACGUGUGCGUUGGAACGUCGGUGGGUACCAUCACGGAACCGGAUUGCUUGGGCCCGUGCGAACCGGGUACUUCGGUCACAUUGGAAGGCAUCGUUUGGCACGAAACGGAGGGUGGUGUUUUGGUGGUUAACGUUACUUGGCGAGGUAAAACCUACGUGGGAACGCUUAUAGACUGCACCAAACACGAUUGGGCACCGCCGAGGUUUUGUGAUUCCCCAACCGAGGAACUGGACUCACGGACACCGAAAGGUCGCGGCAAACGAGGCCGAAGCUCGACGCUUUUACCAUCAAACGAUUUAAGCAAUUUCACGGAAACACGAAGCUCGAUGCAUAGUAAAUUAAGAAACGGUGGAUCGAAAGGUCGAGGUGGCCGUGGAGGUAUCAUCGAGGCGAACGCGGGUGGCAGUGGCAGCGGUGUCGCAAAACUUCCUACACUUGCUGCCAGCGUAAACGCCCUUGUCGCAACAAACAAUGGUGGGUCAGUUGGUGGCGCGGGCAACACACCAUCAACGUCUCCGGUAGCAUUUCUUCCGCCGCGGGCCGAGAAGCGCAAAUCAAAGGACGAAUCCCCUUCGCCACUGGGAGCUGGCAGUGGCGGUAGUGGCGGAUCAGCUGGAGUUGGUGGUAAUACCAGUGGUGGUCAGAAUGCCAUCAGCAAUAAUGUGAUAAAUUCUGCAUCUGUAAAUACGGGAAGCAACACCUCCGGCAAUGGCGGAGGCAGUUUUAAUAAUGGAGCUGCCAACACUGAUGGCAGUGGACAGGCUUCAAAUCCUUCUUCGCUCGUCAACCUCGUGACGGGAUUGAACGUACAAGUCGGUGUUGGCGGUAACAGUGGAGCUGGUGGAGGGUCGGUGUGCAAGAAGGCCAAAAGUAAUACGGCGGCCUGUGCCAUCUCACCGGUGUUGCUCGAGUGUCCCGAACAGGACUGUAGCAAAAAGUACAAGCACGCCAACGGUCUCAAGUACCAUCAGAGUCAUGCACACGCUGGAAGUGCUUCGUCGAUGGACGAAGAUUCCUUGCAGGCUCCAGAAUCUCCUCAACGGAUAGCGCCCUCUCCGACCACCAACACCAAUACACCGGCUGCAACAGCGUCGCCUCUCUCCAUGGUGGUUGGGAGCAAUACAUCACUUGCCACCGCAGCCCCGACUGUUGGUUCGUCAUCAUCCAGUAACAGUGAACUCGUGCUGGCCUUGUCGACGACAACAGGCGGUACAGCUGCCAGCGCUGCUCUAACGGCGUCGUCCAUAUCAGCAACAUCUUCGUCAAUGUCCAGCCCAUCUACUUGCAUUUCAACAAUGUCUAGUCAAUUGUCUCAACAAAAUUUAGCUUCUAAACAACAACAGCAACAGCCCCUUGGAUCCGGCAACACUAACGCAAUCAACUGUAACACCGCAAGCAGUGCUUCAGGUGCAAGUGACAGCAGUACAGCAACCGGCACAGCCAGCAGCAUCGUACAUCAGUCAUCUUCCACCGAUCAAAUUUUAUCAUCGAACGCUCCACCGGCAUCCUCUGGUGGUAGUGACCAGCAGGACAUCAGCCACAGUACCGGCAGUGGCACAGAUGGAUCGCCGGAUGGAAUACCAGCUUCAUUAAACGUAAACAAAACCUCUCACAGUUACGCAAAACAGAAAAAGAGUCGCAAAUCGCCUGGGCCAGCUACCAACUCCGAGUUUGACUCCAUCGCUUCAUCGACGGGUAAUCGUACAGAUGAUGUUCAGAGUCCGGCGUACAGUGAUAUUAGCGAUGAUUCUACUCCUGUAACCGAUGCUACCGAUUUGCCGAUGGGAGCAGGAGAAAAAUCCAAAGGUCCUCACCUACCGGAAGUUACUCGAAAAUCAAACGAUCCUCCGGUUGAACCGGUCAGCAAUAUUGUCAACAGCAAUCCCAACCCUGGUGGCCCACUAGGAGGAUUGUCUGGUUACGGUCUUUAUCCAUAUUACGCCGGUUUGCCCCAUCAACAACCACCACCUCCGCCACCCCCAGCUGGUCCAUAUUUUCCCUCGGCAGCGGAUCUUGGGUCAAAUAAGCCUCCUCCACCCCCACCGAUGGGUUCAGUCCCAAUACCUCACGGUGUACCGCCCGGCAUUACGCCUUCCAAUGUGACCGCCGCUCCAGGCCCACUUGAGUAUGGCAAAAGCAAGGAACCUCCGCUGGAUCUUAUAAACAAACCGAGCAGUGCGGUGCAGCAGCAACAUUCGUUACACCAAGUUGCUCCCUCGUCGUUGCCACCUCCACCUUCGUUGGCAUCCAGUGGCCAGCCUCCGGGACCGGAAGCCCUCCGAGCAGGAGCAGGCAUUAUGAUGAACAAUUCCGGUGCUGGAGUACUACCACCACAUCCCGGUGCGGGUGACGUAAAAGACGGCUCCAUCUUGAACGCAGGUCCUCCACCACCGCCCCCUGGUGGAAAGGUUUUGCCCCAUUACUAUCCAUACGGUUAUGUACCACCGGGCUAUAACUAUCCUGGCCUCGAUCCUGGCUAUGGGCAGCUGUCUGUCAUAUCCGAAGAAGCGAAGCACAGCCCGCUGGUGGCGGUAAAAGAGGAACGAAUGAAAGAGAGCCAAAGUCCCAGCGAGUAUAGUAAACUUGGUGCAUCACCGCUGAUGGCCGCAAAACUGAUAAAAUCGGAAUCUACGAAAGAUAUAAAGACUGAACCAGGCCUAAGUGGAAGCGGUGGCGCAUCGCUGCACGGAUCCGGAUUGCAUUCUAAGGAUCCUCAACAAUCUGCCCCGAAUCAACAACCUCCCACUCUGCCGCCUCAAUCUCUUGGCCCGUAUGGUUCCAUGUUUCGGCAUGGGCUGGGUGUUGGCCCACCGCCGGGAGGGCCGCCGCCACCACCACCGUCCCACAUGUCGGCGUCACGAGAAGACGAUCUUCGAAGAAUGUUUAGCUAUUCUGAUCAACGACGUGGUGGAAAUCAGCCACCACCGGGCCACCCGGGAGGUCCACCAGGACUUCCGCCCGGUCUCAAUCCAAAAGACGAACCGCAUUCUCCUGUAUCUCACGGGCCACCACCACAGCAGCAAUCCGGAUUGCAUGGACAAUCCGUUUCAAGCCAAGGUUCAGGGAAGAGCUCGAAAUCGUCGUCAGGACAAUCCGGCUCAUCGUCUGCUUCUGGUGGAGGCAGUGGCAAAGCAAUGGGCAAAGGAUCCGAUAGCGGAAGCGGGAGCAUAAAGCAGGAAGAGAAGGAAAGCGCGCUUAAAAUCAAACAACAGCAGGAAGGGCAGAAACCAACAAUGGAAACGCAAGGCCCACCGCCACCGCCAACGUCCCAGUACUAUUCACCUUCACUGUACAUGAGCGCCUCACCGUUUGGGUUUGAUCCCAACCAUCAAAUGUACCGCCAGAUGCUGGUGUCGGCUUCGCCGUACAAUGCGCCUCCGUAUCACUUACAAAUACCACGGUUUAAUCACCCGCCCGAAGAUUUGUCACGGAAUCAAAGUACAAAGGCACUCGAUCUGCUACAGCACCAUGCCAGUCAGUACUACAAUUCGCACAAGAUACACGAGCUUAGCGAGCGCGCACUGAAAAGCCCAACCAGCAACAGCGUCAAAGUAAGCGUAUCAAGUCCCAAUAUCUCGCAGCAACCCGGUUGCCAAAAUCCUAAUAUAUGCAUUCCUCCACCAAACAGUAGUAGCGCAGGAUUGUCUUUACAGCAACAACAGCAACAGUCAGUUGCUGCUGCGCAACAGCAAUCGUCUAAUUCUAGUGGUGGUGGUGGGCCACCUCCGUUGCAACAAUCGUCUCAGUCUCCUGCAUCUGGAAAUCACAUGCAAGUAUCAUCAGUCAAUAGCAACAGUGUAAGCGGGAGUAGUGGUAGUGUUAGUAGCAGUGGAGCUAAUGGUGGCCCGGGUGCAAAUAAUAGUAGUAGCAGCGGUAGUUCCAGUGGCGGACCAGGAGGUAUCGAAGGUCAAGGUAAAGAUCAUGGUGGUAACAACGGUUCCGGCGGUCCACAACAGCAAUCUUCCUCGGGUGGUGGUUCCAAUCUUGGAGGUAGCAGCGCAGCAAGAAGUCCACCUCCGCAGCGCCAUGUGCACACCCAUCAUCAUACACAUGUUGGGCUGGGAUAUCCGAUGUUUCAAGCACCAUAUGGAGCCGUACUAGCAAAUCCUCAAGCUGCUGCUGUUACUGUUCUAAGUCCUUUCCAGACAGGACCGCCAACCAAGUGAAACUAGGAAGCUUAUCAUCCCGCACAAUAAACCUGUCGGGAUGUGCAGCAGCGCGUGU